AUGGCCAACGAGACGGACGAGAACAAACCAACAAGCACCGCAGCGAUGACAGAAGACGAUCUUCUCCUUCAAGACCAACAGCUGAAGCAAAUCGAAGAUGAGCAAAAAGCGUCUCCUCUCGUCGGUGAUAAACUCCCUUUCUACGCCCUGGCCGGUUUAUACGAUCCCGUCUCAGCCAUCACGUUCUUCACCAAAGCCAACGAGCUCGCUGCCAUCUACUCGGACAUUCGCUUCAUUCGAGGCGACGGAAACUGUUUUUACCGUGCAGUUCUUGUCGGAAUCGUCGAGAUUCUGAUGAAAGACCGUGAGAGACUGAUCAAAUUCAUCGACACCGGCAGAGAAUGGAUGGCGAAGCUUGUUAAGCUUGGAUUCCCCGAUUGGACGUGCAGUGACUUCUGCGAGUUUUUCAUCGAAUUCCUCGAGAAGAUUCGUGAUGGAAAGUACACCGAAGCAGAAGUAUUUCAGAAUCUCAAUGAUGAUGGAACGGCGAAUUACUUGCUGAUGUACUUCCGUCUAAUCACCUCUGGAUUCUUGAAAGACAACUGUGAGGAGUACGCACCAUUCAUCGCCGAAGGAAUGACGCUGCAACAGUAUUGCGAGACGGAAAUCGAGGCGAUGUGGAAGGAAGCUGACCAUUUGUCGAUUAUGGCGCUCGUUCGUGCCACCGGAAUCCGUCUUCGUAUCCAAUAUAUGGAUCGAUCGGAGGCACCGAAUGGCGGAUAUCAGCACGAUCUCCCGGAUGAAGCCGACAACGUGACGCCCGACAUCACUCUUCUCUACCGUCCAGGCCAUUAUGAUCUCAUUUACAGGAACCUUGUUGCACAAUGA
Molecule: messenger RNA, 828 nt
Organism: Caenorhabditis remanei
Lineage: Eukaryota; Metazoa; Nematoda; Chromadorea; Rhabditida; Rhabditidae
Exons: 2
Coding region: 1-828 (275 amino acids)
Biological process (GO): protein K48-linked deubiquitination
Cellular component (GO): nucleus
Molecular function (GO): cysteine-type deubiquitinase activity; ubiquitin binding
Source: RefSeq, a predicted model, not a curated record